UUCUACUUGAGUACUUUUAAGGGUUCCUCCAGCACAAAGUCGUGUAAUUCGGGUCCAAUGUUGACGUGUCGUCACAUUUGAUCGCUUUUUCCAAUGGCCAAACACGGCCGACGGCAUUUAGCUAGCUCGCCGUUGCCUAACAACAGCCGGCAAACAAACACUCUUGGCCUAGCCGCUUGCUAACCUGUCUCAUCGCCACUCCGGUUCCGACGCGGCCCAAGACAGGGAAGGGGGGGAAAAAAAAAAAAAAAAAAAAAGAAAAAGUUCGUUCGUUUGCUCGGGAGCCGAGAUGGCGGACGACGACCGCGGCCCGGGAGCUUCUCACCACGGCUUCGUGCUCAUGGAGGCGCUCCUGGACAAGCUGAAAAUCUUAAACUGCGACCACGAGCUGCUGGAAAAACACAAGGUGAAACCUCUCUCCAGGCAUUUCUUUGUGUCCAGUCCGCACCUGCCGCACAAUCCCGGCGAGCAAUUCUACGCGUUCACCGUCACGGCCGCUUGGCUCAUCAACGCGGCGGGCCGGAGCUUCGCGGCGCCUCAGGAGGACGACGAGCCCGGCGCCGCCGUCGCCGACGUCCUGGCCGAGCUCAGGGCGCUGGGUGUGAAGGUGGACUUUGCGCCGUCCAAGCUGAAGUCCGGUUCGGGCGAGCACGUCUGCUUCGUCUUGAACGCGCUGGCUGAGCACGCGCUCAAGAGGCGGGGCUUCUCCUUUAAAAGACCAAAGUACCCGACGGAAACCACAGAAGAAGAGAGCGCCAUGGCCGACCACGCCGAGCUGACGCUUUGCCAAACGGACGGCGUCGUCGAAGACGACGACGACGACGACUACGAGGAGGAGGACGAGAACCCGCCGGACUUGGAGCCGCCGACCCCGCGCAGCACCCUCAAAGAAGCGGCGCCGACCAAACCCGAGGGCAUCCUGCGCACUACGGUGGACGCGGCCGCGUGGAACUUGGAGGUCGAAAGGGUCCUGCCCGUCCUCAAGGUUACCAUCAGGACCGACAACAAGGACUGGAGAGUCCACGUGGACCAGAUGCACCGGCACCAGGACGGAAUCAAGUCUUCGCUCCGUGAGGCGAAGGGCUUCUUGGAAAAGCUGCAGGAUGACAUCAGCAGGACUUUGGAGAAGGCGUCCAGUCGCGAGAAGUACGUCAACAAGCAGCUGGAAGGCGUCAUCGCCCAACAUGGCGAAGCCCGCGACAAACUCAGCGAGGUCCAGGAGCGCUACCGACACGCCAGCGGCGGCGUGGCCCAGAGGACGCGACUCCUGGCGGAGCUGAGCGAGGAGUUGGAGAAGGUCAAGCAGGAGAUGGAGGAGCGCGGCAGCAGCGUGUCGGACGCAGCGGCGCUGGUGAAGAUCAAGCAGAGCGUGACCAAACUCAAGCAGGAGACGGCCCGGAUGGACGUGCGCGCGGGCGUCGUGCGCCACGUGCUGCUGCAGGCCAAACUCAAGCGCAAGUCCAACCUGAUGAGCGCCGACGCCACGCAAACCUUCGCCUAAGCCACGUUUCCUUCCCUUCUCCAGCUCGUUUUGGGAAGUUCCAAAAAGUGCGCCUCGAAUGGAGUCAAGUGAGAGCGACUGAGUAACAAAAAGGAAAAACCGCCAGUGGUGUGGCGGCGACACGAGGACCAAACUUUUCGACCCUUUUGAGCUCAAAACUCGUCUUUGGGGUCAGACCGCGGGAGGGGUCGAGGCUACCCGACAAGCUGGCGUAAGGGCAGGCGGGGGCUGCGUUGGCCCCUCGUGACCUGCCCAAAGCUCACUCAAAAGAUGCAAGUCAUUUCGUGGGGGGGGGGGGGGUUAAAAUCUUCAUUACUACGACAACAGUCGCUCGCUCUCUCUCUCUCUCUCCGAAUCAUCUCUUUCCAUAGUCCAAGGGGCGUCGCGUCGUCCCUACGACGUCCACGUUGCCUACGUCCGGGUUUGGACGUCAUAUCGUUGCCAACUUUAGAGGCUUUCAAAGACGAUUUUUAAAAUGUGAGCGGUCCAAAGUACAGAUAAUUGUUUCAAAUGGGAGCGAGUCAAAGGGAAAAGUCAUCCCAAAAAAUUUACAGGAAGUACCUUGUUACUGCCCACCUCUGACAGGGCAGAUUGGUCGUUUCGGGAAGGCGGAAGCGAAAACGUGAUAAGUUGUUGACAACUUCGUGUUGU
Syngnathoides biaculeatus (alligator pipefish) is the source of this 2152-nucleotide messenger RNA. RefSeq names its product intraflagellar transport 57 homolog (Chlamydomonas) (gene ift57). Bases 290 to 1501 code for a protein of 403 amino acids. The transcript has 11 exons. The record is from RefSeq and is a predicted model, not a curated record. Gene Ontology annotation, cellular component: cilium; intraciliary transport particle B; centrosome. NCBI's taxonomy places the organism in Eukaryota, Metazoa, Chordata, Actinopteri, Syngnathiformes, Syngnathidae. Gene Ontology annotation, biological process: intraciliary transport; non-motile cilium assembly.